AUGGGACUUGCUAAAUGUGGAGAAGUCGAUGAGUCUAGUAGAUUGUUCGAUAGAAUCUCAUUGCGAAAUGAGGUUUCUUGGAAUAGUAUGCUGAGUGGUUAUGAUAGAAAUGGGAAGUGGAGCGAGGCAUUAAUGGAUCUUUUCAGCAAAAUGCAUGAGAAAAUAAGGCCAAGCGAGUUUACACUGAUGAGCAUGUUGAAUGCUUGCGCAAAAUUAGGAGCUCUUGAACAAUGGGAAUGGAUUCAUGACUAUAUAUAUAUAACGAAAAAUAACAUUGAAUUGAAUGUUAUUGUAGUAGCAGCAAUCAUGGACAUGUACCGCAAAUUUAGAAACAUUGAAAUGGCUCGCCAAGUUUUUGAGGCUGUCCAGAGGAAAGGAUUAUCGCGUUGGAAUUCAAUGACGUUGGGAAGAUAA
Messenger RNA from Fraxinus pennsylvanica, 414 nucleotides. The record is from the annotation of a GenBank genome assembly. Lineage: Eukaryota; Viridiplantae; Streptophyta; Magnoliopsida; Lamiales; Oleaceae.